Xenopus laevis (African clawed frog) is the source of this 2443-nucleotide messenger RNA. It is a transcript of the gene rfxank.S, whose product is annotated as regulatory factor X associated ankyrin containing protein S homeolog. The record is from RefSeq and is a predicted model, not a curated record. Gene Ontology annotation, biological process: regulation of gene expression; positive regulation of transcription by RNA polymerase II. Lineage: Eukaryota; Metazoa; Chordata; Amphibia; Anura; Pipidae. Gene Ontology annotation, cellular component: cytoplasm; nucleus. Bases 193 to 906 code for a protein of 237 amino acids. The transcript has 9 exons.
AACUCUUGCAAUGCUGAUGGGGGGUAGUCUUGCUUUUUUAACUAGCCGUUGUGUGAAAAGUGCAUUUUGUUGAUCAGGAAUUUGGAAAAUGGGGAAAUGAAUUUUUUACUGCGUUUGGCUUUAGAGCUUUUAAGGACACUGAAGCUCUGUCACUGAAGUUAGUUGCAGCACAUUCACAAGAUCAUAUGAGCUAUGGCAGACCAAAUCACAGAGGAUGGCAUUCUCUCCAUAACCUGUGUUUCUAACCAUAAUAACGACAGCAUAAUAAUCCCCCUUUAUCCUCAAGCACCAAAUGGCUCAGAUAUGGAGGAAGAUGUUGCAUCGUUGAAUGCAGGACCCUUAAAAUAUUCCACUACCCUAACUAAUAGGCAGCGGGGAAACAUGGUAUCAGUGCUGCCAGCCACACUGGAUUCUCUGUCUGUACAGCAACUUUCUGCCCAAGGGGAGCUCACCCAGCUGAAGGAAUAUCUACAGAAAGAUAAGACGUUAAUCAACUGUCCAGAUGAAAGAGGUUUCACCCCUUUGAUGUGGGCUGCUGCUUUUGGAGAGAUAGAAACUGUCUGCUACCUCUUGGAGCUGGGAGCUGAUCCUCACAUUCUGGCCAAGGAAAGAGAGAGUGCAUUGUCCCUAGCAAGUACUGGUGGAUACUCCGACAUCGUGUUGCUGCUCUUGAGUAAAAAAGUGGACAUCAAUAUAUAUGAUUGGAAUGGAGGGACUCCAUUAUUGUAUGCAGUGAGGGGAAAUCACGUGAAAUGUGUGGAGGUUUUGCUAGAACGCGGUGCAGAUUUAACCAUGGAGGCUGAUUCUGGAUACACCCCAAUGGAUCUUGCUGUGGCUCUGGGUUAUAAAAAAGUCCAACAGGUCAUUGAGCAUCACAUUCUGAAACUGUUUCAAAACAAAGAAUAAUACCCUGCAGUGGGACCAGUCAUGAAAGUACAAUAUUGUCUGUAAGAAAAAAUACUGUCAAGGAGGAUCAGAGACUAGGUGCAUACAGCCCUGCUCUGACUGAAGCUGAUCUUACAGUAUGAUGUUACAAGUCUAUGUCCCUGGAGCAGCCUGCUCUGCAAGCAUCACCCAAAGUGAAUGGACAGCUUUCCUUGGAUUACUUAGCGAUGCAUUCUGAUUAUGCACACAUUUAACUGCAGACAUCAUGGUAAUAUGUCUAAUUUUGGGUGAAAGAGGAAAAGCCUGGUAUUUGUAUUCUUCCUAAUCAAUGUGCCUUGUGUAAAGUUAGAGAGUAUUAUGAAACAUGAGAGAAGUAAACAUUUAUGUCUACAACAGACAUGCACUUAUGGAGUGCAGAAUAAAUACAGUUUAAAACGAAAAAAUAAUAAAUGAUGAGUAUUUUUCCAUUUGAUAUUUUGUACAUUCUCAUGUGUUAUAUGUUGUGGCCAAGUUUCUUGGGUUUUCAUGAUAUUAAGUGCAUAUUUGUGUAGCGAGUUGAAAAGGAGGGAUAGGAUGUUCUAGUUUCAUAUGAAUGGAAACUGCCAUUUACAAACCCAACUAAGUACAUUGGCUUUACUAUUCUAUAGUGUAAUAAAAGUUAUUUCAUGUACAUUCUCUUUAACAACUUUCACUGACUGAAUAUGCUAAAUUGUCUACCACAUGACCAUUCCCUGUGCAUCUUAGUAUCUGGUCACUAUGGGGGGCUCUAAUCUGAUUGACCUGGAAAUAGACUUAGGAUAAGCAUUGAUGCAUUGCAUGGAUAUGCAUGGGAUAUACUUGUUUGAUUGUUUUUAGUUUUUAAAUCUGGCAUCUCUAGCCCUAAUGCAGGACGCUCCAAUAUUGUUCUGCUACUCACAGAUAAAAUAAUCAGUUUUAUAAACUACUCACGCUAUGGCUGAAUGAAAUAUGCUGAAAUCAUAAGAAUAUAAAGUUCUGUCCACCUAAAUGCAUGUAAUACUUUAGGCUGGUGUGUGUAUGUUUUAUAAACAAAAAUGGCUGAAAAUGAAAGAUUUAUAUGAUAUUGAAAGGGCAGAUACCGUCAUUUGUUGGUUGUGAGCUGCUUGGGCUGUAGCGGUUUUGAAAGUGAUUGCUAAAAUGUAGCUUUAUCAGAACCAAAUGACCUAAAAUUAAUAUUUAUCAUUAAUCAAUAAUUCUUUUACAAGGCAUUUCUUUAAUUUUUGUUCCCCCUAAGAUUGAAUGUAUUUUUUUAUAAAUCUGACUAGAUUCUUCUUCUACAAAUCCAAUCACAUUUGCUUUCGGAAAAGAAAUAUCAUGGUAUAUUUAUGCCAGGACAACUUGCUAGUGUUAAUAGUGUAACUGAAAUAAACUGAAAUCUUUGCUGGUAAUAAUACAGUGAUCAGGUGUUUUGCAGAGUAAUGGAGUCCGGAUUUAAAAUAGCUUUUCUUAUAGCUUUGAUAAAUGUAAACGUCAGUUUCUUUUUUUAAAGAUAAAUAUUUUGGAAAAUAUAAUUGGAAAAUAAAGAAUAUAUGUUUUUGGG